Panonychus citri (citrus red mite) is the source of this 2266-nucleotide messenger RNA. It is a transcript of the gene Dus3, whose product is annotated as tRNA-dihydrouridine(47) synthase [NAD(P)(+)]-like. NCBI's taxonomy places the organism in Eukaryota, Metazoa, Arthropoda, Arachnida, Trombidiformes, Tetranychidae. The record is from RefSeq and is a predicted model, not a curated record. The transcript has 3 exons. Gene Ontology annotation, biological process: tRNA processing. Bases 127 to 1956 code for a protein of 609 amino acids. Gene Ontology annotation, molecular function: RNA binding; tRNA dihydrouridine synthase activity; flavin adenine dinucleotide binding.
UUCUUUUUGAAAAUUGAGCUUUUUUUUAAAUUUCAAUUCUUAGAUUUUUUUUAAUUGUAACUUUUAAUUUUCUUAGUUUUCGAGUGUUUCUAAUUGUUUUUCCGUUAACUAUUUUACUGAGUCAUCAUGUCAACACCGCUGAUUGAAAAUAAUUCUUCUAUGGUUCCCGGUGAAGCUCCAAUUAAACGAGAGUUUCUUUUGGAGGUUAAAAGCUCUCGAGGAAUUGAUUUGGAUCAUGUAUCAGAAAGAGAUAAAUCAUUAUUAAUUAAGGAGGAACCUGGUGACAAUGGUGAUCAAUUGGGUGAUCGUGAAGAAGAUGGUGAACAAGGGGGUGAAGAUGAUGAAAACCAUAGCGACAAAAGGUCUGGUUUUAAAAGGAAAAGGAAGCAAAAGCUUCGUGGUCAAAAUAAGAAUCGUAAAGUAAAUGAAAUGGCUGUUAGAAGAGCGGCUCGGGUAAAACGGCCUUGUCUCAAAUAUUCGGCCAGUAUUGGUAAUGAGGCAACGGAAGGAUGUCCUUAUGGUACUUCAUGUAAACACGGUCAUUCAAUUGACGACUAUUUGAAAGAGAAAAUACCCAAUAUUGAUCGUGAUUGUUAUUCUUUUGUUAAAUAUGGUUUCUGUCCAUAUGGAUUCUUGUGUCGAUUCAGUGGACAACAUAUUGACCCAGCCGAUAAUCGGAGUAACAUUGUUGAUAAAGAAAAAUGGGAAUCGAUGAAAAUUGAGAUGCAAACAAAUUCUACCAAUCAAAUGGAUAAAAAUAUUCUUCCUCUACUUCGAAAGAGAACUUAUGAUUUUAGUCGAUCUAUGAAAGCAAUUAAAGAUGUUCGUGAUAAACCCUUAGGCCCAUUAAUUGGUGAAACGGAAAAGGUUGAAAGAAGCUCAAUCGAUUUCAAAGGGAAACUGUAUCUUGCCCCUUUGACGACCAUUGGUAACUUACCAUUUAGAAGGAUCUGCAAAGAGCUUGGUGCCGAUAUAACUUGCGGAGAAAUGGCCAUGGCCACGAAUAUUUUAGAAGGUCAAGCAUCCGAAUGGGCUUUACUUCGUCGCCACAAAAGUGAAAGUAUCUUUGGUGUACAACUUUGUGGAAAUAACUCUGAAGUAAUAACCAAAGCAUCACAAUUAAUCACUGAGCAAUGUUCAGUUGAUUUUAUUGAUAUUAACAUGGGUUGUCCCAUCGAUUGUGUCUAUCAAAAAGGAGCCGGUGCUGGUUUGAUGAAUAAAACAAACCGAUUAAAUGAAAUGAUCUAUGGAAUGUCUCAAGUUACAAAGGUUCCAAUUACUGUAAAAAUGAGAACUGGUAUUCACGCAUAUAAAAAUAUCGCCGAUAAAGUUAUUGAUAAUAUCGUUCACUUUUGGGAUAACAAGACGGUUGGAUUGAUUACAGUUCAUGGUCGAUCACGGGAACAACGUUACACUAAAUCAGCUAAUUGGGAAUAUGUGAAUGAAUGUGCAAAACUGUCGAAAGAAAUUCCAAUCUUUGGUUCGGGUGAUGUUCUUUCGUACGUGGAUUAUGAGCAAAAAUUGGCCGAGAAUCCGAAUGUUUCUGGAGUACUCAUUGGACGUGGUGCGAUAAUUAAGCCUUGGCUAUUCACUGAAAUCAAAGAGAAACGACAUUGGGACAUUUCAUCUCGAGAACGUCUCGAAAUUAUUCAAAAAUUUGCCAACUAUGGUUUAGAACAGUGGGGAUCAGAUGAUGAAGGCGUUGAAAGAACUCGACGAUUUCUCCUCGAAUGGUUAUCUUUUCUCUAUCGUUACAUUCCCGUUGGACUUCUUGAAGUUUUACCACAGAAAAUCAAUGAUAGGCCACCAUAUUAUCGAGGUCGCGAUGAACUAGAAACUCUCAUGGCCUCACCAUCUUGUAGCGAUUGGGUCAAAAUCUCAGAAAUGUUUCUUGGUCCAGUUCCGGAUGAUUUUGUUUUCCUACCAAAACACAAAGCAAAUGCUUAUCAAGCCUAAUCAGCAAUCAGAUAAUUUAAUUCAAUUGCAUUUAAUUUACAAUCCAUCGCGAGAACAAAUCAACUUUUAAACCUCAUCAAAUUAAUCAUUGCAAAUUUGUUUAUAUCACUGUGAUCAAGACUCAUUUUCUCUCAUCACAAGAUCUUUAAUUGUAAUUAAAGAUAAAAGUACAAUUAUCUUUUUCUUGUUUAACAAUUUAAAUUUCAUUGUAAUUAACAAACAAAAAACAAUAUUCUUCAAAAAUAUCAAAUGUAAAGGUAAAAUGUUUUAUCAAAUUAAAAUGUAAUAUUUUACCACUUUAACUAGAAAA